AUGGCCAGAACUCCCGAGCAGUAUCUCCGUGUAGUCUCGAACCGCGUUACACCUGGCUGGUACCUGUGGUUCCUGAUCAGCCCGCUACACACCUCCAGCCACGGCAGAGACUCCGAGUCAGAAACAGAGGAGUUAAUACUGUCAGUCUCAGAGCACUGGAAUACACACCGUUACCCCAGUCUCAUUCUGUUAGUAUACAGACCUCCAAAACCAAACAGCGACUUCAUCACUGAGUUUGCUGAAUUCCUUGCUCUGAUUGUACCUGUGUCUGACAGCAUUCUGCUUCUUGAGAACCAUGAGCACUGUGGAGGAAGAGCCGGACCAUAUGAUACCAUGAAGAGAAGCCUGCAGGUCCUGCUUAACCAGCUGCUGAUUGUUCUUCUGAUCCUGUCAGUACCUGAGAAGCUGGUAUCCUUUGCGGUGGAGCUCUACCCCAGCUGGACGCCACGGAGCCUCGCCUCCAUGGUACCCCUGCCAAACCCACCAAGCUGGUGGGACGGCUCUAGUAAUGGUCAGCAGCCCACCUUCAUGGGCACCAGACCACCAGCCUCUGCCCUAGCAUUUUCCAAGUUUUUAAUGCCAAACCUGGGGCGCACUACUACAGACCAGACUAGCACUGGAGCAAAUCCUGACCACGUGUCUAACACAGAAUCAAGACAUCAACCCAUUCGUGUUGGACUUAAAUCUAACGGAACCAGCUCUGGAUCCAGAAUUGCACCAUCAAAAGCCCCAAAUUCCAGAGGAAGCACUGUAAGUCCAGCCAGUAGAAGACCAGUCAGUAGGAUCAAUCACCCCUUGAUUGUUAGUAGAAAGCAGAGUAGAUCUGCUGGCUCUGUUCUCUCAGGAAAUAACGCAAGUAUGACCCCCCUGGCUAAGGGACCUCAGAACGCGGAGUCUACCCAAUCAAGAUCGCAAAAUAAAAAGGCAGACUCGGGGCAGUUAGGUCAGUCAGGAACUGAUUACACCCUGAAGAUGGGUGAUAAAGAGCCGGCCAACCCUAUUCAACAUUCCUUCUCACUGAAGACAUCCGUGUCGUCAUCUGUUCUUGUUCCAGCACCGGAGACGCUCAGGGAGCACGAUCACAUCAUUACACAACGUGACGCACCCAACCCUUCCAAAGACCCCAGUCUCCCAACUGGUUCAGAAGGCACUGUGACUUCAUCCCAUUCAGAAUUCCCACACCGCGGGGUUUCCUCAUUUUCUUCCCCUAGUAUAACCACCAACUCUGCUUUUUCUACAACCUCUGGCCACAUCUCUGUAAGCAGCAGUGCAACAAAUACAUUAGGUACCACAAAAACAACCACCAGCAUGGCCACUGACACUUCCUCCUCUGUGAGUACCGGUCUCAGCUCCAUUAGCACCAGUGGGGGUGCUUCAUCUGACAUUCUGCCACCCACAAAUGCCUCCGAGCUGCCAUCCACAGCUAACGGAAGCUUCCUGAACAGACUGGUUCCUGCCACCACACGAGGACCUGGGGGCACAGGGAACCAGUCAGGUCCCGCUCUUGACUCUGCUCAUACCGGUGCCACUAUUUGCCUGGGCAAAAUGGACAUUAUAUGGGUUCUGCUUGCCAUCUGUGUGCCUGUGUCCUCCUGCUCUGUGCUGUUGACGGUGUGCUGCAUGAGAAAGAGGAAGAAGUCGACCAGCCAGGAGAACAACCUGAGCUACUGGAACAACACCAUCACCAUGGACUACUUCAACCGGCAUGCUGUGGAGCUCCCACGUGAGAUACUGCCACUGGAAACUGUUGAUGAGCAUGAGACAUGUCUACCCCCUAACGGCGACUACAGCGACAGUGGUGUUGUGCUAGUUAACCCCUUCUGCCAGGAGACACUCUUCAUCAACAGAGACAAGGCCUCCGACAUCUGAGCAUGUUGCCGUCAUCGAGGCCAGACCACAAACCUCCUCGGCUUGUUUGUCUCUUUCCCUUUUCUCACAAUAAAAGGUUUUAUAUUGUGAUGGAUCUUCAAAGACUGUGCUUUAUAUAUAUAUAUGACAUAUAGAAACAAGUUUUAAAAAGACAGUGGAUGAGUAAAGAGCACUCUAACUAUGAGGGGGAGCCUCUUACAUAUUUUUCUGAUGUACAUUUUUUAC
This is a messenger RNA of Trichomycterus rosablanca, 2094 nucleotides long. RefSeq names its product transmembrane protein 108 (gene tmem108). Gene Ontology annotation, biological process: retrograde axonal transport; postsynaptic density organization; dendrite extension. Gene Ontology annotation, cellular component: early endosome; endosome membrane; postsynaptic density. The transcript is spliced from 6 exons. The coding region runs from base 1 to 1869 and encodes 622 amino acids. NCBI's taxonomy places the organism in Eukaryota, Metazoa, Chordata, Actinopteri, Siluriformes, Trichomycteridae. The record is from RefSeq and is a predicted model, not a curated record.